AUGUCUUUAAGACGCUCAGCACGCGUCGCAAGUACUAAUAUACCAAAAGUAUCAGAUUCAGAUAGUCAAAAUGGUGUUGCAAGGUAUGAGAAAGCUACCAAAUCAAAUGCGGCGGCAAAGAAGCGCAAAACUUCGAAAGGAAUCAUAGAACAGCCAAUUCCGGAUAUUGCAUCCCCAUCUGACCCCGUAACGCCUCUUCCCAAGAAACGCAAAACGAAGCCAACUGGAGAAUCGCCAAUAAAGCUAGUCCCUUUUACACCCACUCCUGCAGCCGUCACGCUUCUAUCAAAAGGCCGAACAGACUUGGAUCACCCACUGGACGAUCUUUCUAACCUGCAACCCCGUCCUGCAGAACCACACAUCACAAACGCACCUCUAGCGACACCAAACGGCUCUCACACCGUCCAAGCCUACGGAUCAUCACCAGUAAAGCCCGAAGACGCAACACCUGCUCGCAAGCGCAAAGCCAAAGAACUGGUACCUCCGGACGUGGGCGCGAUCCCCAGUGCAAGCACGAACAUCGAUCGCCUGUUAAAAGACGCAGAAGCACAUUUAGUGAGCGUAGACCCCAAAUUGAAGACAUUGAUCGAAAAGCAUCAUUGUAAGAUUUUCAGUCCAGAGGGGCUGCGAGAAGUAGUGGAUCCAUUUACAGCCUUGAGUUCCGGGAUCAUUGGACAACAGGUACUUCCCCAAGCCGCCGCCUCCAUCCGCUCAAAAUUCACAUGCCUCUUCCCCUCCACCCACCCUUCCUUCCCUUCCCCCUCCCAAGUCCUCGCUCUUUCCUUACCUACCCUGCGUACGGCGGGGCUAUCCCAGCGCAAAGCAGAGUACAUCCACGGACUCGCCGAGAAAUUCGCGUCGGGUGAGCUCUCAGCUGAGAUGCUAGUAAGUGCCAGCGACGAAGAGCUGAUUGAGAAGCUUGUCGCAGUGCGCGGGCUGGGGCGCUGGAGUGUGGAGAUGUUUGCGUGUUUUGGGUUGAAGAGGAUGGAUGUUUUUAGUACGGGUGAUUUGGGGGUACAACGCGGUAUGGCCGUCUACGCUGGCCGAGACGUAAGCAAACUUAAGAAUAAAGGUGGGAAGUGGAAAUAUAUGAGUGAGCAAGACAUGCUUGCUACAGCCGCCAAGUUCUCACCGUAUAGAUCACUCCUCAUGUGGUACAUGUGGCGCAUAGCCGAUGUUGACGUCACUGUCUUGCAAAAGCCAUGA
Messenger RNA from Bipolaris sorokiniana ND90Pr, 1206 nucleotides. RefSeq lists its product as uncharacterized. The coding region runs from base 1 to 1206 and encodes 401 amino acids. Gene Ontology annotation, cellular component: nucleus; protein-DNA complex. Gene Ontology annotation, biological process: DNA alkylation repair; base-excision repair, AP site formation; base-excision repair. The transcript has 6 exons. Gene Ontology annotation, molecular function: DNA-7-methylguanine glycosylase activity; alkylated DNA binding; DNA-3-methyladenine glycosylase activity. Lineage: Eukaryota; Fungi; Ascomycota; Dothideomycetes; Pleosporales; Pleosporaceae. The record is from RefSeq and is a predicted model, not a curated record.